AUGAGUCCAACGAUGUCGGACAAUGGAAGAGAAUCCACCGAGGAGUCAGAGAUAUUUUGGCACCCUGCUCGUGAAUGGCUAGAAGAAGAUGAGCCUGAAACCGAUUAUCACCCCGCGCGAGAACCAUCCGAGGAUGAUGGUGCAUGGGAGGAUGACAUAUCCAAUGCAGAUGAGCAUAUGGGGGCGGAGAUGACAUACGAAAAUCCCCGCAUCAAUAUUGGAAGCAUCCAGAUCGAGCUGACAACGGAUGACAGCGAGGAUCUGAAUGGUUUGAAUGGGGGUCAGAGACAAAUCCCAGCUACUCGAUGGUUUGAAUUGCUUGCGUCCAGUGGUUUACAAGAUAUUCUUCACUCCGCUGGCUGGCCGACUACCUUUGAAGAAGAACACGAACAGCUAGGAGCCGAAGAAGACGACCUCAGCGACGAAGAAUUUAUGCCUAUGUUUCGAAAUCGCCUUCGAGCCAGGAGACCCCGGGGCGCCGCUAAACUUCCGCCGGUUCCUAAUCCAGAGGGCCAGAAGUUGAUGCGCGAGGGGCAUUUUGGCACUAAUCAAAAUUACGUUGACCGACUUAAACAGCGAAAAAGGCACUUUGCGACAGGCCUGAUGUGGCGAGAGCUUGGUAUUGACCCUUAUGGAGUACACAAAAGAGCCAGCCAAGCAAUCUUCCAGGGGUUGAUUCCAAGUUCAGUUGCGGACAGAAUUAUUCAUUUCGAGACACGAAGUUAUUCAGGCCAAUUCUCAGACGAUGGGAACUUCUUCUUCUGCUGCGCACAGGACUUCAAGGUUCGGAUGUAUGAUACAUCUAAUCCUUAUGACUGGAAAUAUUACAAGACUGUCGAUUAUCCAUUUGGUCAAUGGACCAUCACAGAUGCGACAUUGAGCCCAGACAACCGCUUCCUUGUCUAUAGUUCAAUACGAAGCCAAGCCUACAUGACUUCCACAGACCCAGAAGACAAUUCGGAACCUACUAUCCUAGAUUUAUCUACUCCACCCGGUCAAAGACUAAGACGGAGCUGGGGAAGUUCGCAUUUUGGGAUCUGGUCUCUAAGAUUUUCAGGAGAUGGACGUGAGAUUGUUGCAGGAACAUCAGAAGAUUCAGUCAUCGUUUAUGAUCUGGAAACAAAUCAGCCAGUUCUCAAUCUGCGAGACAGGCACCAACAUCAUGUCAAUGCUGUGUGCUAUGGCGAUACCUCGUCACCACAUAUCCUAUACUCUGGUUCAGACGACACGACACUACGCGUUUGGGAUCGACGGUCGAUGGGCGAUGGGCGCGAAGCUGGUGCAUUUAUGGGACACACGGAGGGACUGACGUACGUUGACAGCAAAGGCGACGGCCGAUACGUCUUGUCCAAUAGCAAAGACCAAACGAUGAAGCUUUGGGAUCUCCGAAAAAUGAUGACAACCGCCGAUAUCGAAAAGAUUGAUAUCGCCAACUACACAACCGGCUUUGACUACCGCUUCGAGCAGUAUCCAGCCCAGUACCGCAGAAAUGCCCAGGAGGAUUGCUCUGUUGUUACAUAUCAGGGCCAUCGCGUCCUCAAGACUCUAAUCCGCUGCCAUUUCUCGCCACCUGCUAGCACAGAUUCGCGUUAUGUGUACAGUGGUAGUGAAGAUGGCAAGGUUUAUGUGUACAACUUGGAUGCCACAUUGGCUGGGACAAUCGACGUCGGUGAAGCAACUCUUAACUCACGACCUCGCGAUCCAGAUGCUUAUGCUACGGCAUAUGAAAUGAGUGGGGAGAUGUUGUGGAAGACUUGCGUUCGGGAUGCGAGUUGGCACCCAAGCACGCCGGUUCUAGCAGCAACUUCUUGGAAUGGCUGGGGAUUAUCAACCGGCACUUGCACGGUACAUUCAUGGAAUGCCGGUGCCGCCAAAGACGAGGGUGACCCUCCGGCGGGCAAGAGUUAUGAUGACAAGCUUCGAGAUAUCGCGGAGUUCAACGAAUACCGUGAAAAUGCACUCCAUAGGCGCCCUCAACUACCAAUACGCAGUAGGCCUGUGCGUCGUUUGGUUGUUGAUGAGGCAGAGGACAUUCUCUGGUAG
Penicillium paradoxum is the source of this 2043-nucleotide messenger RNA. RefSeq names its product WD40 repeat domain-containing protein. Bases 1 to 2043 code for a protein of 680 amino acids. Lineage: Eukaryota; Fungi; Ascomycota; Eurotiomycetes; Eurotiales; Aspergillaceae. The transcript is spliced from 6 exons. Gene Ontology annotation, cellular component: Cul4-RING E3 ubiquitin ligase complex. Gene Ontology annotation, biological process: proteasome-mediated ubiquitin-dependent protein catabolic process. Gene Ontology annotation, molecular function: protein binding. The record is from RefSeq and is a predicted model, not a curated record.